Molecule: messenger RNA, 1520 nt
Organism: Paramecium pentaurelia
Lineage: Eukaryota; Ciliophora; Oligohymenophorea; Peniculida; Parameciidae
Source: the annotation of a GenBank genome assembly
AUGGGUUAACAAUUGAUUGAAUAUUUCCCUCUAAAUACUUUAAUGCUUAUUAAUGGUUCAUUCCCUAUGCCUGUAAUGAUCACAAAGAAGCUAUUCAAUGCACAUCAUGAAAAGACUACUCCAACAAUCUAGUUGAAAAAGAAAAUAAGAAAAUUUUAUCAUAAGAGACAUUUUUUGUUUAAAAAAUUUGAUGAAGGCAUAAUAUUAGAUGAAGAAUCAUGGUAUUCUGUUGUACCUGAAGAAGUUGCUUCUUAUGUUGCUGAACGAUUACAUAAAAGAAUUAUAGAUCAAAAACUUCCAAUAAAUAAAGUUAUUGAUGGAUUCUGUGGAUCAGGUGGUUUAGCCAUCUAAUUAGCUUCUAAAUUUAAUAAUUUACUUUGUAUAGAUCUAGAUCCUGUUAAAUUAGAAAAUUUAAAAACUAAUGCAUUAAUUUAUCAAAGGACAAUUGAGACUCAAUUAAAUAAUUUUUUAUUGGUUGAAUAUGAAUAUGAUGAAAACACUAUUUUAACAUUAUGUCCACCAUGGUAUAUAUAUAUAUAUAUCAAUUAAUAGGGGUGGAUUGAAUUAUCAUAAAAAAGAGGUUUAUGAUCUAGAAACAGAUAUGAGUCCUUGUUUAUCUGAUAUUUUAAAAAAAGCCUUUUCUAUUAGUUGUAAUAUUGUACUUUAAUUACCUAAAAAUGUUUCAAUCUCUUAAUUAACUACUAUAAUUCAAUAAUAAUCUUAAUAAUUAAAUUUUAAACGAUAUUCUAUUGAAAUAGAAAUGAUUUAUAUUAAUAAUUAAUUAAGUUAAUUGUUUGUGUAUUUUGGAUAGAUUGUUAAAUGCAAUUAUGAUGCUGAAAUAGAUUGCAUUCUAAAAUCACAAACACAUUUAGAUAGAAAAACAAUUAAAGAAUAAGGUUUAAUACAAACAUUAUAAAAAUUAGAAAUCAAUGAUUAAGUUAAUUUAUUAAAAUAAUGAAAUAAAAAAUUGAUCGAUCACGAAUUCCUAACUCAUCCUAAGACAUCCUUAUUGUUCCUGUUUAUGCUGAUAAAUUAGGUUUCUCUUUACCUGCCAAAUUACCUUAUAUGCCUGUAUCUGAAGAUUCUAUUGCUGAAACUGUAUUUUAAGCCAAUCGCAUUUGUUAAAAAAUUAGAUGUGAAAAAAGUAGAAUUGAAGAAAGUGAUCCAUUAGAAACUGAAAAAUUUUAUGGUAUCUCUUUAUUUUCAUCUAUUAUGUAGUUACUUCAUCAUGGGUAUUAUUUAUUGUAGGAGUCAUCUUAUUUGUAUUAGGAUUCUCAUAUGAAGAUUUAAAAUCAACAUUAACAUUGUUAGGUACCAUCUUUAUUGUUUUACCUACACUUAUAUCCAUUAUUGUAGUUAUUAUUAGCAUAACUAAAUCUCCUAAAUUGAUUGAUCUUGAAUAAGAAUGUACUAAAAAAUUGGGAGAAUUCUUUGAAGUUUAAAAUUAAUAAUAUAGAAAAAAGGGAUUGUAAUGGUCAAUAGGAGAUGAAAUGUUAUGGAUUUAGUUGGAAAAAAUAUGA